AUGAAUUUUAAUUAACAAUAACGAUUUCAUAAGAAACCAUUUUCUCAUUAUGAUCUCAAUACUGAUAGACCUUCUAAGAUGUCGUCUGUUAUGAAAUCAUCUGAGAUUAUUUUAAACAUUAAAGAGAAUUAAGAUCCAAUUCAAUACCAGAAUAGUUCAAUAAUUAAGGAAAUUUAGGAUAUAGAAAAAAUGUACUAAGAAAAAAUUGAUUCUUUAAAAAAAUUAAAUGCAAAAUUAAUGUCAACAAUUGAAUUUAUGGAAAAAACACUUGAAUAAUAGAAGAGUAUGCUUUUCGAAAAAUAAUAAAUUGUAUUUAAUAAUUAUAUAUAAAAAGAUAAUGAAACAACAGAAUGAAAUUAGUUCAUAUCGUUCAAUGCUUUCUCAAAACACUUAAGUUAAUAUUAAAAAUUUAAAAACUGAGAUUGAGGAUGAAAAAAUUAAAACUGAAAGAUUACAUUAUGAACUCAAAGAUUUCAAAUAUAAGCUUGAAAAAGAAAAACCAUUAGUACAUUUGUUCAAAAAAAUUGAAUAAACUUAAGAAGAAUAUAAUUAAUAAAAUAAAAUAUUUAUGAGAGAAGUACUUCAGUUAUUAGACAAACCUCGAAGUCAAUCAUUCUAUCGUUAACCCUCUAAAUAACAUGUAAAGAAAUCCUCGUUUUAUAAUUGA
Paramecium sonneborni is the source of this 667-nucleotide messenger RNA. Lineage: Eukaryota; Ciliophora; Oligohymenophorea; Peniculida; Parameciidae. The record is from the annotation of a GenBank genome assembly.